AUGGUUGAGAUCCAUGAAGUCAUCGAAAGCGACCAUCCUGAAAUUUGCAAUGAUCAUGUCUCUAUGAAGAUCGAAAAUAUUCAGGAAAUUACUCAGAAAUUGGAAAAUAUCGCUUAUAGAUUAACAAAACCUCAGUGGGUUGAUACAGCAUUAAAUGAUCUAAUCUCAAUAACUUAUAAUUGCAGCCACGAAACAAUGAUGAUUUUAUUCCAAUCUCAAGCAUUUUCUCGAUUUGUUGAUUUAAUUUCUUCAGAUUGUUCAGUAAAAGGACUUAAAGUUCUUGUAAACCUCACAAAGGAUAAUGAUAUAACCAUGGGGCUCAUUAAAAUAGGCAUAAUCAACUUGAUUUUUCAGGCAAUUUUAUCUCAAUUCGAUGAAUUUAUCGAUUUAUCGCUUAAAAUCCUCACAAAUGUAGUAAGUUCUACAAGGAUAGCUCAAAUAUCUGUCUUAUGCGUAGGAAUUUUGACUACAGCAGAAAAAUUUUACAAUCAAAAUCCAUUGAUUCGAUUUCUGACAAAAUUUGGACAAUUAAUCUAUUUCCUAUUCACAAAACUUAAAGAAAAAACAAAUAACGAAGAACAAAUAGAUGAAGAAAAUUUGAAAAUAAUAUUUAACUCAAUUCCUGAUAUUGACUGCGCGACUGCAUUGUAUACCUAUCAGAAUGGCGUUGAUAUCUUUUUUACAGAUCAUAUUCUUCCAAUUUUGUCAAAAUUUUGGGAAUCAAAUUAUAAUGAAAUUAUUUAUUUCUCUUUGAAGACGAUAAACCUUUUUUUGGACACUGAGGAAUUCUGUUCUGCUUUUAUUUUUAACACAAACUUCUUACCAAAUUCAAUUUCGUUAUUACAGCGUGAAGAUCUAAAAUUAACACAAAUUGUUACUCAUUUACUCAAUCAAAUCUUGUACAAACUCGAAGGCAACGUUUAUCCUUAUUAUAAAGAAUAUAAUAUUUUCGAAAUCACAAUACAACUGUUAGAAAUAACAGAAGACAAAAAUAUCUGUAUUCAAUGCUGUAAUAUUAUAUCAAAUAUGAUUGUUUAUGAUCUAGAACUCGUUGAAAGAUUAAAUGAAAAUCAAUUUUUGGAUAAUUUUGUUAGAAAUGCAAUUCAUUCAUCAAAAAAGGUAUCAACAGGCGCCGUAUGGCUUGUUUCUAACUUAACAGAUCAAUAUCCUGAUCUUACAGUUCAUUUUUUCGCUGAUCAAGAUUUUAUUGAAAUUUGUAACACAAUUUUACAAGGUGAUCCAAACACAGAUUCUCUGGUCAUAUUAAAAGCUAUUACAAAACUGUUUAGUACAUCUUUUUUGAAAGAUGAAAACUCAAAAUCAAAAUUUCUUGAAUUAAUUGAUGUUUCAACAAUUGAAGAUCUUACUGAGAUUGGAUUACAGAUAGGAGAGUAUGCUAAGCAAUGUCUUUCAUUCAUUAAAGGUGAUGAUGAUGAAUAA
Molecule: messenger RNA, 1440 nt
Organism: Trichomonas vaginalis G3
Lineage: Eukaryota; Parabasalia; Trichomonadida; Trichomonadidae
Product: armadillo (ARM) repeat-containing protein family
Exons: 1
Coding region: 1-1440 (479 amino acids)
Source: RefSeq, a predicted model, not a curated record